This is a messenger RNA of Rhodotorula toruloides NP11, 858 nucleotides long. Its product is annotated as Extracellular membrane protein, CFEM domain protein. The transcript has 8 exons. Lineage: Eukaryota; Fungi; Basidiomycota; Microbotryomycetes; Sporidiobolales; Sporidiobolaceae. The record is from RefSeq and is a predicted model, not a curated record. Bases 1 to 858 code for a protein of 285 amino acids.
AUGAAGACCACCGCCGCUAUCGUCUCCGUCGCUGCCUUUGCUGGCCUUGCUGCCGCUCAGCUCCCCGCCAAUGCCCCAGGCUGCGCGACUCGCUGCUUCACGACCAAGGUCAUGGAGGCUAGCACGCUCGCCCCCGGCGUUUCGCCGUCCGACAUUGCUGGACUCUGCCGCAGCGCCAACUUCGUCCAGGCCUACGUGAACUGCUUGGGCGACCACUGCACCGGCAACGACUACACCACCGGCAUCACGCUCGGUCAGGCUGUCUGCGCCAACGUCGGCGCUUCGCUCCCCUCAACCGGAGUCACUGGUUCGGCCACCGAUGUCCUCCGUACCCUCUCGUCGGUUCCCGUUUCCACCGGCUCCGAGACCGCCUCGGCAGCUGCAUCCUUCUCGAGUGCUCUCGCCGCAGCUGGCGGAGCUAGCUCGGGCGCUUCGAUGAGCGGCUCGUCUAUGGCUUCCGGCGCCUCGUCGGCGGCCGGUGGAGCCGGCGCUUCGUCGGCCACCUCAGGUGCUGCUGGUGCUGCCUCGACUGGCAUGUCCGGCGCGAGCGGCGCCGCAUCGACCGGCAUGUCGGGCGCGAGCGGAGCUGGCUCGACCGCGACUUCCGGCGCAGGCGGUGCCGCGUCGACCGCCACCUCGGGAGCUGGCGGAGCCGCCUCGACCGUCACCUCUGGCGCGGGUGGUGUCCUCUCGACUAUCACGAGCGGCGCUAAAGGUGCGGCCUCGACUGCGACCGGCGCGGCUGGAUCAGCUGCUUCGGCUGCGACGGGUGGCGCCAAGAGCGCCGGCAACAACCUCUUCGUCCCGACCGCCUCGCUCCUCGGCGCCGUCGCCGCUGCGAUCGCCUGCUUCGCCUAA